UAUGUCAUAUAUAUUUUCUAAAAAUGUCUAUUACCCUAGAAGAAAUUUACUGUUUGUUUUCUGUUCCUGAACUCCCUGAAUUAGUGUGCACUUAAAAUGAAAUAGAUAUAUAUAUAUGAAAGUAAGUGAAAGCAAGAAGGAACGGUCUAAUGCAGUCUAGUGCAGGAACAGAAAACAAGCCAGUAGUGUUGUAAUAAUUUUACGAGUUAUUUGCGUUUUCAUCGUCCAAUCCUGUCGCGAGCGGUAAAGCUUCAGAAAUUCUUAAAAUAACUUUACGCAAAAAGUGCGUCAAAUUUCGCAAUUCGCGAGCAUGGCUCUAAAGCACGUAGUGAUAGGCGGUGGUACCGGUUUCAUAGGAUCACAGCUGAUAAAGUCGCUGAACCUCGAGGGUAUCACCUGUACGUGCAUCUCCCGAAUGCCGGGACCGAACAGAAUAUCAUGGAAUGAUUUAGAGCGCUACGGUCUACCGGACAACACGUCAGCAGUCAUUAACGUCGCUGGACAGAAUGUGCUGGAUCCUAAGCAGAGAUGGUCGCCUGGUUUCAAGCAGAAUAUUAGGAACAGCAGGGUGAAGACAACAAAGGCUCUAGCCGAUUGUAUACAGAAUACCAAAGCCACAGUUUUCGCAACUAUAUCGGGAGUCGCUUACUACGAACCCAAUGGCACUGUAUACACAGAAGAGAGCAAGUGUGAACCAUAUGACUUUUUAUCAAGACUGUCUCACGACUGGGAGGAAGCGGCGAGAUUGCCGAAAGAGAGCAAUAUUAGACAAGUGACAAUUAGAUCUGGAGUUGUGUUGGGAAGAAACGGCGGCAUGAUCAAGCAGAUCUAUUUACCAUUUUUUCUUGGUCUUGGUGGGCCAAUAGGAAGCGGGAAUCAAUACAUGCCCUGGAUACAUAUCACUGACUUAGUUUGCAUGUUUAUAUUUGCGCUUAAAAAUAACAAUGUGCAUGGUAUAUUAAAUGGAGUAGCGCCUCAGCUUAUAACAAACAAGGAGUUUACGAAAGUAUUUGCAGCAGCAAUAAAAAGACCUGCAGUCAUACCUCUUCCGAGUUUCUUCUUGGAAAUAUUGUUCAAUAAAGAACGAGCAAAGAUAAUGUUGGAGGGACAAAAAGUCAUACCAAAGCGUGUUACAGAGUUAGGAUUUCAAUAUCAAUAUCCAGAUAUUGAAAAGGCUUGUAAGCAACUCGUCCAAUGAAUUGUAUACCUCGUGAAGAUUUAUUUAAAUGUUAUGAAAAUUGAUAGAGACAUAUGAUCAUGUGACUUAUAUAGUAAUAUAUAUGAUUCAGAUUGUUAACUGGUUUCAAGUUUUGAAGUAUCUUCUUUGAUACUGUCAAACAGAAAUGAUUGUUAUUUAGUAAAUAAUUAUUUAUUGGAGUGUACAAGAGACGAAUAAAAAAAAUCUUGCUUUGCUA
This is a messenger RNA of Solenopsis invicta (red fire ant), 1415 nucleotides long. RefSeq names its product epimerase family protein SDR39U1. The transcript has 6 exons. The record is from RefSeq and is a predicted model, not a curated record. The coding region runs from base 311 to 1198 and encodes 295 amino acids. NCBI's taxonomy places the organism in Eukaryota, Metazoa, Arthropoda, Insecta, Hymenoptera, Formicidae.